AUGCGUGACAUCUGUGAGAAAGAGGGUGUCAAGAUCGACAGUUCCACUCUUGAAACACUUAUUACGUUAUGUGAAGGAGAUCUUCGAAGAUCAAUCACUUACCUACAGUCUGUGUCUUGCCGCGAAAAUGUCACAAACGAUUACGUAUUGAACAUAACAGGAUAUGUCGCCGAGGAUAAUGCACAUAAGCUGCUCACUGCAUGUCAUUCAUCGGACUCUGAUAGGCUCUUACACGCCCUCGACGACGUGUAUCGUGCAGGAUAUGCAGGACCUUCACUAAUUAAUCAGAUAUACGAUCAGCUACUUGAUGACGAUAGUCUCAGCGACAUUGACAAAGCUGCGAUUUUUGAAAAAAUGGCGGUAGUGGAAGCUCGUCUCGUUGAUGGAUCUGAUGAGUACAUCCAACUGAUGGACUUGGUGUUCUGCAUUCAGUGGUAUUUCACCCACUAA
Messenger RNA from Cooperia oncophora, 450 nucleotides. NCBI's taxonomy places the organism in Eukaryota, Metazoa, Nematoda, Chromadorea, Rhabditida, Trichostrongylidae. The record is from the annotation of a GenBank genome assembly.